CGAGAGAAGCAGCAGUUCGGCUGAGCUGCCGUAGCUGGAAGUAAUGUCCUCAAGUAUAUACAGAUUCCCAAAUGUAAAACGGAAGCUUUUUUUUCCUGCAGUUUUGCUAAGUUAGAAAUAUCUCUUCUUCAGCUGCUGCUACAGUAAUGUGCAGAAUAAGCCUGCAGACGUGCUGCUCUGGCAGAUGAAUACAGUUUUUUUUAUUGAUUGCCAAAGUGUUUCGAGAAGAUUGUAAAGAUGUACCAAAUUGUCCCAGCCACCGUUGGGGAUGUCGGCCUUAGUGCCAUGCGCCAGUGCACACCUCCUAAGAAGAAAAGAGUGGAUCGGCAGGGACGGCGAAUGAUAAUUGCAGGCUUGAUAGGCGCAGCACUGGUCAUCGUAGCUGUGGCAUCUUGGUGCUAUUACUCAGCGUCUUUAAGCAAGGCAAACUUGCUGAAGACUGAGCUUCUAGACCUCAGCAAAGAUGGCUUCGUCAUCCGCAGCCAAGCUGGAGCCGUCAUCUUCCGAAUGUCUUUUAGAUCGGGCUCCCUUGACCUGGAUUCGUGCUCAAAAGAAGGCAGAAUUCUCAGCUGCAGCCGAUCCGGUGCAGGAAACCUCAAUUUUUUCAUUGAGACAGUGAAACCCAAGGACACAGUGAUGUGUUAUCGUGUGCGCUGGGAAGAACUUGAAGCAUACCGUGCUGUUGAACAUGCCAUGUCCUACAAUGGAUCACACUGGUAUGGUGGGGCAGAGACCUGGUCCCAGCAUUGGCCAAUUGUUUUCGCCGGAAACCAAGAGCCCAAGCCAUUCAUCACAAGUGAUAUUUAUUCAAAUCACCAGGCAUUUGGAGGCAUCCUGGAGCGCUACUGGCUCUCUUCCAAUGCGACCGCUAUUAAAAUCAAUGACUCUGUCCCUUUCCAUUUGGGCUGGGAUGAGAACAGCAAGACUUUGCGAUUCCAGGCAAGGUAUGACAACAGCCCUUACAAGUCAGACCCUGGACAGCCUCUUCGUGCUGAGUUGAGCUACCGUGUUUGUGUCGGGUACGAUGUUACUUCCAUACAUAAGUACAUGGUCCGUCGUUAUUUUAACAAACCCAAUAAGGUUCCUUCUGAGGCUGUUUUCAGACAGCCCAUUUGGUCCACAUGGGCCUUGCACAAGACAGCAGUGAAUCAGCAGAAGGUACUGACAUAUGCAUCGGAGAUAAAAAAGCAUGGCUUCAAUUGGAGUCAUCUAGAGCUGGAUGAUCGAUAUACCAGUGGCUAUGGGGAGUUUGAAUUUGAUCCAGAGAAGUUCCCCAAUGCAUCUCAAAUGUUUCAGAAAUUUAGGGAAGAUGGUUUCAAGGUUACCUUGUGGACACAUCCUUUUGUGAACUACAACUCCACUAACUUUGGCAUCGGAGUGGAGAGAGGGCUUUUCGUGAGAGAACCUGGCGGAGAGUUACCCGCCUUGAUUCGCUGGUGGAACGGUAUCGGCGGCAUCCUGGAUUUCACCAAUCCAGAAACCCGUGACUGGUAUGCUUCACAUCUGCGUAUCCUAAAGAACAAGUACGGAAUAGCUUCCUUUAAGUUUGAUGCUGGGGAGACUAGCUACUUGCCACAACAGUUCAGCACCUUAAUGCCCCUGCAAGAUCCCAGUGUGUUUACCCGCCGUUACACCGAGAUGGCCAUACCCUUCAAUGACCGUGCAGAGCUGCGUUCAGGGUACCAGUCCCAGAAUAUCUCCUGCUUCUUUCGGAUUAUUGACCGGGACUCACUCUGGGGCUACGACCUGGGACUCAAGUCCAUCAUCCCUACUGUGCUAACCAUUAGCAUUCUCGGCUACCAGUUCAUUCUUCCGGACAUGAUAGGUGGAAACGCUUACCCAAACCGCACCGAAGGGCACCAGGGACUACCUGACCGGGAACUUUAUAUUCGUUGGUUGGAACUGUCAGCAUUCAUGCCAGCUAUGCAGUUCUCAAUCCCUCCGUGGGUUUACGAUGAUGAGGUUGUGGAGAUCGCCAAGAAGUUCACAGCACUCCAUGAAACCUUGGUGGCUCCUCGAGUUCUUGAACUUGCCAGUGAAGUGUUGGACACAGGAGAUCCCAUCAUUCGCCCUCUUUGGUGGAUUGCUACAGAUGAUGAGGCGUCCUACAAGAUUGAUUCGCAGUUCCUCAUAGGGGAUGACCUUAUGGUAGCACCGGUGCUUGAGCCAGGCAAGCAGGAGAGAGAUAUUUACCUCCCAGCUGGCAGAUGGAGGAGCUACAAGGGUGAACAUUUUGACAAAGGACCAAUCCAUCUUACUGAUUAUCCGGUAGACUUGGAUGAGAUUGCCUACUUUGUGUGGUCAGGAUGAUGUGAAGGGAUUAACAGACGAAGAUACUGUAGCUGUAAUCAUUCCAUUGAGCAAUAAGAUGUCGUGCACAAUUUUUCUCACAUCUGUGUGCCUUGUGGAUAUGUAUCUAUGUAGGUUGUGGAUAUGUAACUGACACUAAAACCUCGGUAACCAGCAUCCUUUAUGUUGUGUAUUUGGAAAUGUUCUAAUCAUAAAACAAUCCUUAUCAUGUGACUUGAAUAACCUUUUACCUCUUAAUUUAUAAGAAAGGACAAGAUCUUAGGCAUAUAUAGUACUCUGCAGAAGUCAGAGACCAGCCUUCAUUCAUUAGAUUUCCAGCCAAAACAGUCAUUAAUUACAAGUUAUUCAGUUUUCAGUGUCAGGGGAAAAAAGCUGAAACAAUAUAGAAGAAAACAGAAAAGUACACAGAAGCCUGAACAACUACGUAUAUUAUCAGUUUUUUCAGUAUUUGGUGUGUCCACUCUUUGUCUUACAAAUUUUUGAUUCUGUUCUUUUCAGACUUGCUUUCACUACUGUACUUUUCCACACAUGCAAAUUGUUUUUGUUUCUUGCAAUUCAAAUAAUCCUAAAUUCAGUGAUCUUGAGGUGUGGAGGUGGUUAGUCCAUUACUCUGAGAGCAUCGGCGAAGUCUGUGUUUGAGUUGCAGGUGUUCUUCUAAUCUACCUGUUUCCUUUUAUCAAUAACAGCAUCCUGACAGUUACACAUCCUUCUAGACUCAUAGUGUUGAGUUGUCUUCUCACAGUGGAAGGAUGGACAGAAACACCUGUGGAGUUUUUCAGAUCUGAAGCGAGAGUGGAGCUUGAUAUUUUUUUUUUUUUUUUUUUUCUUUUCCCCCUGUUCUUCAAAGAUGAAAGUACUGUUUAUCUGAUGCUGACACUUUCAGUGGUUUACCAGAUCUAGGUCUGAGUCUUUUUUUCUUUUUUUCUUCCUUUUUUAAUCUCCAGUUUUGGAAACUCUUGUUUUUCGCUUAUUUUCUUUGACUUCCCUUUCCUUAUGCAAGAAGAUUAUUGUAUAUCUAAUCAAAAAUAUUUUCUGAAAAAUUAAUAACUUUUCCUAAUGGCUGUUUAAACUGGGAAUUAAAUAAAUGAAGGGUGGUCUCUGAAUUCUGCACAGUACUGUAGGUUAUUAUAUUUCAGUUAAGAAAUUUAAGUGGAAGCUUUGAGGUCAGCAGUUUAAAAGAUGCACUGUUUUGACUUCACCUGCGUUCUGUUGGUACGUGUUGGCCUUUGCCCUUUUAAGAUUGUGGUUAUUUCAUGUAAAAAAAAAAUUGAAACAUUAGUGAAGACCAGAGGGAUGGACUUUGGUGCCAAAUAUACCACCAGCAAUAUUACUUUGUCUCAACACUGUGGGUGAAUGUUGUAGUCUUGGGCCUUAUAAAUAUGUUGCAAUGUUAGCUUGUUGUGUUUAGGAUGUAUUGAAGUGAAAGCACAAAAGAAAAAUCUGUACAUAGAAAUGUAUUAUAUGAUGAUUUUUUUAAUGAGUGCUGCCUGUGCCAUUUAGUAUUUCUCUGAAAUGCUCUAUUCUUUUCAAACUGAAUCUGUGAAGUGCCACAAGCUACUGAUAAUGCCGUUUUAGUAUAUUAUUAGUAUGUUCUGACACUGCUGUAAACUACACACAUGGUGUAUGUAUACAGUGUAUCAUUCAGGGAUUGUUCUCUAAUAUGGUAAAACGGUUUGUCUGGACUUUUGUGUCGUAAGUCUUACUUUAUCAUGACUAGUUUUGAGAUCUGUACUUUAUUGUAGUUUAGGUGUGUCUUUUGGGUUGCUUGUGCUUGCCAUAGCAAUUUAAUGGGAACUGGAGGGUAGAUAUUGACCAGGGUGGCAAUAUUUGUUUUCCUGCCUUUUUAUGACCAAGGACGUCCAGAAAAGGAGAUGUUUCAUAUGGGGUUUUUUUUGUUGUUGUUGUUGUUUGGGGGGGAGACUUCUGUGUGUUAGGAUGCUAUUGCUGUAAUUUGAAUUGAAUAAUAAUUUUAUUCAGAUUUGGAUUACUUUGAACGGCACAGGAUUAUUAAAUGAAAUGAUCAAACACAUUUGAAUUUUGAAUAUAAAGGGCCCAUAUCCUACAUCUUUCUUGUAUUUUAUGUUUUUCACUAGAGGUCAGCUUAUAGGAUUUGUGUGCCUGAAUGUACCAGAAACAGACAUAGUACAUUUUACAAGACCAUUUUUUGUUUUACUUGUGUUUUACCCUUAGAAUUGAAAGGGCUGUUUUUGUUACUGUACCUUAAGACUGAUAUUUUGUCUCCAAAAGCAGCCCAAGCUGAUGAAUGUCUUAUACCUUCAGUGUGAACAGGCAGACCUGAUCUGCUGUUGGCUGAAUAGGUGGAUGUAUGUAAAUGUGUUUACAUCACAAAACAAUGAAUUCACGAUAAGCUAUUUUUACCCCCUAAUUUCCAUAUAUGGACAGUAAGGACUAGAGAGUGAAAGGUAUCUUUUAAAACUUUAACAGUGUUUACAUACUGCUUCACACUCCUUUAUUUAUAAAAGGGAGGAAAAUGUAGUUUUUUGUGAUAUGGGCCCUUUAAAAAAGUAAGCUUCAUGUUUAGUUUUACAUGUAAAAUGGUACACUGCCUGUUGUUGUAAUGUAACGACAGCGUUUCAAUAUAAUGUGUUGUUGAAAAUAAAAGUGAAUUAAAAUGGAUGUAUUUGUU
Pygocentrus nattereri (red-bellied piranha) is the source of this 4957-nucleotide messenger RNA. RefSeq names its product myogenesis-regulating glycosidase. Gene Ontology annotation, biological process: carbohydrate metabolic process; skeletal muscle fiber development. The coding region runs from base 238 to 2310 and encodes 690 amino acids. Gene Ontology annotation, molecular function: hydrolase activity, hydrolyzing O-glycosyl compounds. The record is from RefSeq and is a predicted model, not a curated record. Lineage: Eukaryota; Metazoa; Chordata; Actinopteri; Characiformes; Serrasalmidae. The transcript is spliced from 3 exons.